Messenger RNA from Elgaria multicarinata webbii, 7904 nucleotides. RefSeq names its product G protein-coupled receptor 179 (gene GPR179). Gene Ontology annotation, biological process: G protein-coupled receptor signaling pathway. Gene Ontology annotation, cellular component: membrane. Gene Ontology annotation, molecular function: G protein-coupled receptor activity. The record is from RefSeq and is a predicted model, not a curated record. The transcript is spliced from 11 exons. NCBI's taxonomy places the organism in Eukaryota, Metazoa, Chordata, Lepidosauria, Squamata, Anguidae. The coding region runs from base 294 to 7904 and encodes 2536 amino acids.
AGGGAGGGCAGAAGCAAGAGAGAGCGAGAAAGAGAGAGUGGGAGACAAGGAGAAAGUCCUGUCAGUUCUAAAAGGAGGCGAGGAACUCUUUGGCAGGUGGGCCAAUGUUUGCUGGGGGUGUCCCUCUUGGAGAUGGAGCAGCUCCCUCUUUGCUUCUCUGGCUUUUCUUCCUCCACCUCCUGAGGAUCUCUAGAUCCCCACCAGAUGCAUCAGGACUUCCCAAGAGGGCUUCCCCGUGGCUGAAAUGAUCCCUACCAGAUGACUCCGGCAUUUUCUGAAGCUUUGGCUGAACCAUGGAGAACUGCUUGCUGGGGCUUCUUCUUUGGUGCUUCCACCUCGAACUCCUUUGGGCCGCCGGGAUCUUUCAGCACCAACGGUCAGCUCCACCCAAGCCCAGGACUCCCAAAGCGAAGGAAUGGAUACCUUCCUCCUCGUCUUCUUUGGCUUCAGCUUUCACUUGGAUGCCUACCCCUAACUUGGAUAAGACUGAUCUGGAGGGAUCAGAGGCAGCAGUGGCCUUCCUGUACUCUGGAGAUGUGUUGAGCCUCUCGCAAGCCAACUGUACACGGAGGUUUGAGGUGAGGGAAGUGGGGAAGGCCUCCGGCCCUCCGCCAGCCUUGCGUUCCUACCUGCACGGCGCUGUUGACACCCUGACCCAUGCCACCAAUUUCCUCAACAUGGUCUUCCAGACCAAUGACAUCCGGGAGUCUAGCGUGAAAGAGGAUGUCGAGUGGUACCACGCCUUGGUCAGAAGCGUUAUGGAAGGGGAUGUCCAGGUGUACCGAGCCGUGCUGACCUUCGAUGCCCACCCGGUGUCUUCCAAGCCCCAGAUGAUGCUCCAGGCCACCAAGGAGAACAACGAGAUCUUGCUCCAGGACCUGUCAGCCUCUGCUGAGAGCCUAAGGAAUUUGACUUGGGAAAAUGAGUGGUACAACUUCUUCCGGUUCCAGAGGGCUCCGCUGCUCUACAAACGGAUCCUCAACAAUGACCUCAAGACCUUGGAUACCCCCAAAUGGAGCCUGGGUGAUAGCUAUGUGAUGGAUACAGGGCAUGUCAAAUGGUCACUGCCUUACCUGGAAUGCGAGGAUGGGAAAUUCUUGCCAACUUGGAUGGUCACACUGUCUUCUUCCUUCUACGGCCUCAAACCUGACCUGAGUCCAGAAUUCAAAGGGGUCGUGAGGAUGGAUGUUAAAAUCCAGAAUGUUGAUAUAAACCAGUGCGCCAGCGGACAGGGAUGGUUUGCAAACACACACCAGUGUGACCUCAACAGUACACAGUGCAUCCCACAGGAAACCCAGGGUUUCGUCCUCGGAAGAUACCUUUGCCUCUGCAAACCAGGUUUCUAUGGGGCAAGCAGAGCCGCCUCUUCUCCUUCCUCCACCAAUAAUGGCCAGCCUGGAGAAAGAGCUUUCCAAUAUGGAGCAGUGGAGUAUGGGAACUUGAUGGAGUGUCAGCCCUGUCAGGAGGGAUGCACUACCUGUGUAGAUGGCACACCAUGCUUGAUCCAGGAAGAUUGGUCCUUGCGGGCUGCCGUCCUGGUUUUCCAGGCCUUCUGCAUGAUGGCAGUUUUCUUCAGCAUGCUGGUGUCCUACCACUUCAGGAAGAGCAAGAGGAUUCGAGCUUCAGGAGUUGUUCUUCUGGAGACGAUACUCUUUGGCUCACUCCUGCUCUACUUCCCUGUGUUCAUCCUCUACUUUAAGCCAAGCAUCUUCCGCUGCAUCGUCCUCCGCUGGGUGCGCAUGCUGGGUUUUGCCAUCGUCUAUGGAACGAUCACUCUCAAACUGUACAGGGUCUUAAAGGUCUUUCUCUCCCGCACGGCCCAGCGAGUCCCGUACAUGACCAGUGUGCGGGUCCUGAAGAUGCUGGCCUUGAUCUUGCUCUUGGUGCUUUGGUUCUUAGCCGCUUGGACAGUUGGAAUGCUGGAGAACAUAGAGAAGAACAUCCCACUGGUGGUCCGCUCCCAGACCACCAGGGGCCUCCAGUUUUACAUCUGUGACCACGAUCGCUGGGACUACAUGAUGGUUGUGGCUGAGAUGCUGUUCUUGCUCUGGGGGAGUUUCCUCUGCUACGCCACGCGGACAGUCCCUUCUGCUUUCCACGAGCCUCGCUAUAUGGGCAUCGCCCUCCACAACGAGUUGAUCACUUCCACGGCCUUUCACAUCGUCAGGUUUUCAAUGGUUCCUUCCUUACACCCGGAUUGGACAUUGCUGCUGUUUUUCAUUCACACGCAUGUCACCACCACAAUGACACUGGCGCUUCUUUUCAUCCCAAAGUUCCUGCACGCAGGGUCGCCCUUGCGGGAGGAAAUUGCCACUGAGGUGUAUGAGGACGAGCUGGACAUGAGGCGCUCGGGCUCCUACCUGAACAACAGCAUCACCUCCGCAUGGAGCGAGCACAGCCUUGACCCCGAUGACAUUCGGGAUGAACUGAAAAAGCUUUACACGCAACUGGAGGUUCACAAGACCAAGAAGAUGACGGCCAACAACCCUCACCUUCAGAAGAAGAGAAGUUCAAAGAGGGGCCUAGGCCGCUCCCUCAUGAGGCGCAUCACUGAGAUCCCAGAGUCUAUGUCCCGGCAGUACAGCAAAGAGGAGAAAGACGGGUCUGUGGGAGGAGGGAGCGGGAGUCGGUCUGGCUCCUACAAGCGGAGGCACUUGGACUCCGGCAGCUCAAGCGUCAAACUGAAAGAGGAGUCCUCUUCCAAGCGUAAGGUGGCCUUGUCGCUAAAGAAGUCCCACAGCACCUACGAUCACACGAGGGACGCCAAGGAGAACAACCUGCCAACCAGGCACGACAGUUGCAAAGAAGCUCCUUUGCUGGACUCAUUGAUGAGGAAAAAACUAGCCAAGAAGGCCUCAGAGAGAUCCAACAGCGACUCUCUCGAUGACUCGGCCCCUCUGGUUUACAAGUCAGCCAGCGCUCACAACCUGUUGGCGGAUAAGAAGCCUCUCCACCCGAAGCCUUCGCCUCUGCAGAAAUCCCUCAGCGUGGUCACCAGCGCCAAAGAAAAGGCCUUGCUGCUAACUAGCAGGGCCUACUUAGAAGACAGCAGUAGACUAGCCCAAGCCAAAGAGAGGAGAGUGGCUGCGGAAGAUUCCACAAUGGAAACGGAGGUCUCUGGGUGCACUGAGAUUACUGACGUUGCAGCAGGGAAACAGCUACAGGCAGACGACACAUCAGAAGGAACCGUGAGCUCCCUUCUGGAAGAUGGCAGCUCCAGCAAAGACACUGUAUGCCCAUGGGAAGCUGCGACAGCCCCAUCAACACCCUCAGAAAGCAGGUCCCAAAAACAUGUCACGUAUGCCCCUAUCAGAAGUGUCAGCAUCAACACCUCUGAUUUGCCUGGGAAGAGACACCAUGGCAGCAAGAGGACACCACCGGAACCCCCUGUCAGGCAGCAAAGUUUGGUUCACAGCCUCGAAAGGCAAGACAUUGCGCCUUGGGAUGCUCAGGACCAAACGCAGCCUUCCAUCCCGUCCCACAAGAGAGACCCCGAAGACGGUCCAAUGAUGAUAAACACGCAUCCGGGGGAAACAGAGGAGUCUCCGGCAAAGGCUGAGAUGGAAAGGACAAGGCACGUAGAAGAUAGUAUGCCACCUUCUGCCCCGGCGGGACUGACCAGGCUGGCCUCCAUUGCUGCAGAAGUCUGCCCUUGGGAGGUCAUGGAAGUGCCCGUUUCAAGCAAGAAAGACCCAGAAGCGAGCGAGUCGGACAGCCAGAAGAGCUCCCCUGAGAAACAAUCCCAAAGCCCUCAGAUCUCCAUACCCAAAAGCUCCAUGAAAAGCAUAAGUCUGGCCAUUAAGGCAUUCAAUCGCUCGAGGAUAAAGACAAGCAUAAGAGCAAGAAAAGACAGUGAAGCAAGCCCAAGAAAAAGUGAGAAAGACGCAGGGGGGAAGAGUGAAAAACCUAAAUUGGCAGAUGCAGCCUUGACUUCUGUUGGAGGGUCAUCAAGGCAACAGGUAAUGUCCAAGAGCCCUAGGGAGAGCAGGGCAAAAGUAGUCAGCAAACAAUCAACCAUCUGCCCUUGGGAUGAGGAGGAGGCAGCGGCGGCAGCAGAAGCACUUCCCAGCCCGAGCAAAGCACUUGAGGUCUGCCCUUGGGAGGUGAGCCAAGAUGGCUUUGUGCAGGGCACAGCAAGCAGCACAGAAAGAAUGGCAUCCAAAAGUGCUGGAGAGAUCUCCCCUAUCAGGCUGGAAAGGGCCAAUAGCCAGCGAGGAUCUGUAUGCCCCUGGGAGACCAUCGAGGAGGAUCAAAACAGAGAGGAUAAAACUGCCCGCCUUCCUCCAGUGGUUUUGAAGACAGACAGCAAGAAAGCAGAGGCAUGUCCUUGGGACGUGGCAGACAUCCCAGCUGGCACACAAGGAAUUGACCCACAGUCCCAGGAAAUCAGCAGCGCCUUCCCAGGGGAUGAGACAGCAAAAGAAGGCAAAGAGAAGCGUUUGGAAGAAUGCAAGAAAGGGACAGCUUUGAGAGAGGCUUUUCCAAUGGAAACACCAACAGCGACUCAGAGGAAAUUAGAUGAUGAUGCAAACAUCAAAGCAUCAAUAUGCCCUUGGGAGAUAAGUGACAUAUUGCCGGAGAAAUCGAGAGCGGAUUCAGGAGGGGUUGAAGGCAAAAAACCCAAAAGUCCACCCUCAGAGGAUACCAGAGAUGUUCUGUCUAAGAAACUGGAGAGAGAGAGCAGUCAGCGAGGCUCUGUUUGCCCUUGGGAGAAUGCAAGUGCUGAAGUUUCUCCCACGAAACCUGCUGCCCAAAUGCCAGAACUAUCCAAAGUCACUUUGAAGGCAUCAAGCAGUGGGAAGAGUAAGAAGGUGGAGGUCUGUCCUUGGGAAACUGAGACGGCUGAAGUGUGUCCCUGGGAAGUGGCUUCAUCCCCAUCGGAAAGAGGGAUGACGCAGGUUGAAGGAGCACCUUCCAAGGGUGUUACAAUGAAGGCAUCACCAGAGGACAACAGACAACAUGACUCUGUCUGUCCCUGGGAGGACAUUGAAUCGGAGGAUGCUUUGAUGAAACCCAGCGACCCGAGAAACACAAGCUCAAAGAAGUCUGAUAGCUCCCAGAGCAAGAAGGCAGAGAUUGCCCCUUGGGAAGCACAAGAGGCAGACUCGGAAAUUCAGACAGCCAUAUGUCCCUGGGAGAGUGAUGAAACCCCAACAACAACAAAAGAACUUAAAAAGGAUGCAAGUGCGGUCUCCAAAGAGGAGAAGAAAGGAACCAAUGGGAAAAGAGAGCUGGUCACAGGUAGUGAGGAUUCAUUUAUCAGGCCUAAGCCCAAGAGCCUCCACCGCUCCAAAGGCAGCUCAAAGAAAUCAGACCGCACAGAAAGCCAGAAGGCAACUGUUUGUCCUUGGGAAACCGAGAGGGCUGAAGUCAGCACCAAAGCAGAAAUCUGCCCCUGGGAAGUGCCUCUGGCUCCCUCGGAUAAAAGCUCCUCAAGACAAAGUAUAGAUGAACCAACAAAAAGGACUGGAGACAACGUGUUUAAACCUCCAGCGAAGGUGAGCAGUCCACGAGAACCCAUUUGCCCUUGGGAAACCGUGGACAUUGAUGACCUCUCAUCUGGACCUAGUGUGAAGACUCCAGGCCUAUCUAAAGUAGGCUCUAGAAAAUCCAGUAGUAUUGAGAACCUCAAGACAGAAGUGUGUCCAUGGGAAAGUCAGGAAACAGAGCCCAGUACCAAGGCAGAUGUAUGUCCAUGGGAGAUGCCUGAAAGCCCAGUAGAUAAGAGCCCAACACUGAAGGGAGCUGGGGCUCUUGACAGUCCUAGGAUGACUCCACUGAAACAAACAGGCCAUUCUAAAACAACCGAGAAGAUGAGCAGCCCUCAAGAGUCUCUCUGCCCUUGGGAAAGUGUCGAUCCCAGUGAACCGUCUGUUAAACCUAGCCUGUCUAAAAUCCCUUCCAAGAAAUCCGACAGUGCUGAGAGCUUAAAGGCGGAGGUUUGUCCAUGGGAAGUGGCUGAAGAAACUGUCUUGAGAAAGGGCAGCGAUGGCAGUGCCUCCCCAGUGGGUUUCUCUAAAGCAAUGGAGAAGCUGAGCACCUCACGAGAGGACAUCUGCCCAUGGGAGAGCAUGGAGCUUGAAGAACCUUGGGCAAGGUCCAGCACCCAAAGUCCAGCCCUGUCCAAAGCUGGCUCAAAGAAAUCUGAUAGCGCUGAAAGUCUAAGGGCAGAGGUUUGUCCAUGGGAAACCGCAGAAGAGGAAGAGAGUAGCACGAUAGAAAUGUGCCCGUGGACGGCAGCCAUGGCCCCCUUUGAAAGAGGGAAGUUCAGGCAGGACCCUAUUGGGGCUUCAAAAGGGAAGAAAGGCAAGCCACCCCUGAGAAGUCCAGACACAAAGAAAGCUGGGGGAGAAACAGCAUUUAAGAAAAUAGAGAAGUCAAAAAGCCACCAAGAGUCCGUCUGCCCUUGGGAGAGUAUGGAUUUUGAGAAACCUCCUGCCAAAAGCACCCGAAGUCUAGAUCUGUUGCAGGUCAGUUCCAAAAAGUCUGAAAGCGUUGAGAGUCUAAAAGCUGAGGUUUGUCCGUGGGAGUUCCAGGAACUCCAGACAGACAGUAAUGCUGAAAGAGGCCCGUGGGCAGUAGCUGAAAGACCACCUGAGAGGAAGGAUAAGGGCCGGGUUUCCAGCGAUGAAACAAGCACCACAUCUAUGACAAGACGUUUGAAGAGAGAGGAGAACGUGAGCAGCCCACGAGAAUCUGUUUGUCCUUGGGAGAGCCUGGAACUGCUGAACAGCCAAGGUCCAGACCUGCCCAAAGCUGGGUCCGAGAAAUCGGACAGCGUUGAAAGCUUGAGGGCAGAGGUGUGUCCUUGGGAAGUCGAGGAAGAGGAUGCCGGUGGCAAAAUGGAGACGCCCACCCUGAAGGCAGCCCCAGCACCAGCCAAUGAAAGGGCAGUAAGUAGAGCUUCGAAAGGCCAAACACUGAAAAGCUCAGGCUGGAUGAAAGUUGGGGGAGAAACUAUCUCUAAAAAGAUAGAGAAGACCCGUAGCCAUCCAGGAUUAGCAUCCCCUCGCAAAGAUAUUGACGAGCUCUCGGCCAAACCCAGCAGCAAAAGUUUAGACCUGUCCAAGGUUGACUCUGUGGAAUCGGACACUCUCGCACGUCUAAAAGCCGAAGUCUGUCCAUGGGAAACACAGGUCAUUGAAGCUCCCGCCAAAGCUGACGUGUGUGCCUGGGAUUUGGCGGUUGCUCCGCUAGAGACAUUCAGUAAGGCUGUGGCUGGCAUUUCUGAAGGGGCUAGGAAAGCAGGUCCUAAAGGCCCUGUAAAAACGGCCAAAGCCCUGGAGAAAGGUACCAGCUGUCGAGAAUCGGUGUGUCCGUGGGAGAGCACAGAGGCUGCGGAAGUCUCGGUAACCAGCGCUUCCGCUGGCGCUUCUUCAAAGAAGUCUGAUAGUGCCGAAAGCAGGAAGAGCGAGCUCUGCCCUUGGGAAACUAGUCAACCGGAAGCAUCCCCCAAAGAGGAGAUUUGUCCGUGGGAAGCAGGAACGGUGCUGCCCGCUAAGAAUGAAAGACACACAACACACAGCAGUGGGACGGAGAUGCCCAUGGUCAGCAGGCAAAGAUCCCAGAGCAAACAGGAGGGCCUGGCUGGACAUAGGCCACUGUGCCGCAGCCUUGCUGACCCCAGGUUACAAAAAGACUUCAGCAAAGGCAGAAGCCCACCGGUGGGCAUGUCGGCCAAAAGCGGAGGUGAAAGUACUGCGGCUGACCCCACAUCGGCUGGAAAAGACUCUGCUGAAACCAGAAGCCAAGCCUGCUCAGAGCUGUGUCCGUGGGAGGCAGAAGCGACGAGCGCCACAUCUGCCGCCCCGGCGAAAAGCAAAGCAGGGCAGAAGUCACAGGCCGACGAAGGCGAGGGGCCUAGCAAAGCCAAAUCUGAUAUCUGUCCUUGGGACUGUGACUAA